UGAGCAUUUCAUAGACGGAGGGAAUGCGAAAGCAAAACACACCUCCAUGAAAAAUCGCGGGAGCAGAGGUUCUACUGCGUAGAGUUCAUAUUUUGUAAACUUAUUGACAGUUUUUAAACAGGCUUGACAUGAAAGGGAUAUUUUGUUUCUGAGGAAUUCUUUGCGCUUUCCGUUUUGUUCAGUAAUUGCGCAGCAGGCUUUGUCGUUAGUGCCUGCGUAUUAACUAAAGAGGCGUCCAUUUUUAUUUUGACGAAGGCGAUCAGAGCCUCCUUAUUGCUGCGGCUAUGAAAGGCAUAGGCAUGCAGCGCAAGCGCGCGCCUUUCGUGUCGCGCAUCGACAGGAGCAAGACGCGCGUGAACGCGCUCGAGCAGAUGCUCGACGACAGCGACGAAGGGUCGUACUGCAGCACGACGACCAGCGACAGCGAGUACCAGGAGGAGUCGGAUGACGCCAGCGACAGCGACUCGGAUGUUCCUGCGACCAAACGCGAGGACACACAAGUUGUUGAUGAUGAUGAUGAUGAUGAUGGCGGCGGGACGGACGACGAGCAGUGCAAGGUCUCGCGCAGACGCCGGAAGCGAUCGGCCAGCGCGACCGGUCUAGACGACGGCACGAGCGACGAGUCCUCGGACAGCGACGUGGGAGCCGAACCUGUCCGGAAAGCGUCGGGGAAGAAACGACUGAAGCUUUCUGAUUCCGAGGGUGAGAAGGAAGGAGAAGCGGAGGCGAAGGAGGCUGCUGCGAAGAGGAGAGAGAGGAAGAAGAAACUAAUGGAGCUGUUGAAGAAGAGAAGGACGGCAACACCACUGCGCAGGCGCAGAACCCUGGAUUCAGAGACGGUUACAGUUGCAGAAAACAAACCUGAAGAAAAAGAAGAACCGGAAGACUCCGAAGAGUCUAGCGAGGAGGAGCAGAAUGUCGCUUGCUUAAUAGACAGCAGCGAAGAAGAAAAACAGGCGGACAGUGACAGCCUGAAGGACUUUAUCGUAGAGGAUGAAGAGCGGAAGGAGGGAGAGGAAGAAGAGGGAGUGAGUGAAACAGAGGACAAGAACUUCCGGUCUCACCUUCCACGCCAGUUCAUUACCGGAUCUCAGCUCACCCACUUUCAGGUGGUGGUCAAAGCUUUGUUGAUCAAUGCACUGGACACUUCCUUCCUCAAGUCACUUUAUGACGGUGAGCGGACAAAGCGAUAUGCCAAAGAGAUGAAAUCGUCUUUGCACCACUUUGAUGAGCGGCUGGUGCUCCCCCGCCUGGAAAAUCUAAAGCAGAGGAGCCGCUGGAAAGAACGAUACAAAGAGCGGGUUGAGUGUUAUCCCAAAGUGCGAAUUAAUAUGGUGAACGUCCGUAGUAAGGACUGCGAAGCAUGUGAGCUCCACCGACAUGCCCGCUUUUGUGUACGUCUGUCCGGGCAGCUGUAUCACCACCAGACGCUGCAGGAGGACCAGUUCAUGCCUGAUGACUCGCAGAUGUUCAUGGUCGGCUCGGUCUGCGCCAGCCGUACUGAGGUGUACCAUGCGCUUAAGCACUACAAGUACCACCUGUUUGUGCGCUGCCGCACUGCUCUGGAGGAUCAGAAAGAGGCAGAGCAACAAAUACAGGAGGGAGACGAAGCCGAGUCGGUAAAGGACACGGUGAAUAAAGUGUUCGCCAAGCUGAUGGAGGAAGGCUGGAUUACUGAGCAAUAUGACGAGUUUCAAGAGCGCCUUAAUGCUGCAGAUUUCUUCCAAGAAGAGAAGCUGGACUGAGAAGCGGAUUUUUUUUUUUGUUUAAAACAUUUUUGCCAAUAUGUUUAAAAAUGUAAUAUAUAUGUACAUAUGUUUUUAACAUACAAGGUCUUAUUAAGUUCAUUUUCAGUUGCUAUGCAUUUUCUUUUGUAAAAUCACGAAAAGGUUUUUAAUUUUAGGCUUGAGAGAGCUUACAAUAUUUAAAAAAUUCUUAAAGCUUGUACAAGUAAUCAAUGAAAACCACACAAAAAAAACGUUAAAUUUUCUUUUAAGAAAAGUCGGUUAAGGGGUUCA
Molecule: messenger RNA, 2018 nt
Organism: Clarias gariepinus (North African catfish)
Lineage: Eukaryota; Metazoa; Chordata; Actinopteri; Siluriformes; Clariidae
Gene: ccdc82
Product: coiled-coil domain containing 82
Exons: 7
Coding region: 285-1745 (486 amino acids)
Cellular component (GO): nucleus
Source: RefSeq, a predicted model, not a curated record